Messenger RNA from Rhinichthys klamathensis goyatoka, 1839 nucleotides. RefSeq names its product nectin cell adhesion molecule 4b (gene nectin4b). Gene Ontology annotation, cellular component: adherens junction. NCBI's taxonomy places the organism in Eukaryota, Metazoa, Chordata, Actinopteri, Cypriniformes, Leuciscidae. The record is from RefSeq and is a predicted model, not a curated record. The coding region runs from base 16 to 1761 and encodes 581 amino acids. The transcript is spliced from 10 exons. Gene Ontology annotation, biological process: heterophilic cell-cell adhesion; homophilic cell-cell adhesion.
CAGAGAUGUUUGCAGAUGUUCACACUGACUCUUUAUUUCUCAGUGUGUGUUUGCAGUGAUUUCACGGAUCUCACACUGACUCUUUAUUUCUCAGUGUGUGUUCGCAGUGAGUUCCUCGAUCCGCCGGCGUCCCAGCGCUCGUUCUCCGACACACAGACUCGGCUUCCCUGUCGGUUCGAGGUGGAGGGAGACGAGAAGGUGGUGCAAGUGACCUGGUCCAGACAGAAACCCGGAGGAGAACGAGAACAGAUCAUUACAGGACACUUUACUGAAGGACCUAAAGCGUCUCCUGAUUUCCUGAAGCGUGUUCGGUUCGAGAGCUCUGACCCGACCCUCGACUCGACGCUGGUGAUCCUGAACACGAAGAAGGCGGAUCAGGCCACAUACACCUGCCACAUCUCCACCUUUCCCUCGGGAAACUUCGAGACGCACAUCAGCCUGACCGUCUGGAUUCUGCCGAUCUCGUCUCUGGAUCCGGUGGUCCUGCAGGAAGGACAGUCGUUCCGCCCGGCCGCCUCGUGUCGUUCGGUCGCACACCCCGCGCCGCUGCUGUCCUGGGACACGGAUGUUCCCGGGCGGGUGCAGAACCGGAGCGGGGAGGACGGGGUCGUGACCUCGCAGUUUUCCCUGCAUCCGCUGCGCAGCAUGAACGGCCAGAGGCUCGACUGUCUGGUGUGGCACCCGGCGCUCGACGGCCCACGCAGACUCAGCAACACACUCAUCGUGCACUUUCCUCCAGACGCAGAGAUUGUUGGUUCUGGCUCGUGGAGGCUGGGUCAGGUCGGGUCAGAGCUCAGGUGUGCAGUGAAGGGGAACCCGCGGCCGCAGAACAUCAGCUGGAGCAGGCAGGACGGGCGUCUGCCGGAGGGUGUGUCGGUGCAGAGAGAGAGGCUGGUGUUCGUUCGGCCGCUGAAUGUGUCGGACGAGGGUCUGUACGUGUGCCAGACUGGGAACAUCGUGGGAACCGCGAAAGCCCAGUUUAAACUGGAGAUCGGACGCGAGGUCGGACGACGUGCGGGCGAGUGGUCAGACCUGAUGAAGAGCCCCUCGGAGUCGCUCCUCAUCAUCAUGGGCGCGUCAGUCGUCGGGGCGCUAGUGCUCCUCGUCGUCAUCACCAUCGUCUUCGUCAACUGUCACCUCAGACGCAAGAACAAGAAGCUGAAGCGGGCGCUCAGCGCGAGAACGGUGGAGAUGAUCAGUCUGUCGAGGCAGGUGUCGAUGAGGAGACUCGACUCCAUCACCUCUGACCCCAGGACUGCGGCCGAAGAGAAUUCACUGAUGAUUGACAGAGGGAUGAAGAGCAGCGCUAUAUCAGUGUCGAAUCACUCCAUUCUGAGUGACGCCCGAGGUCGACUCGCAGACGGAGAGUUCGACAGCCUUGGUCGCCCCGCGAUUUACCCGCCGCACCGGCAGAGGCGGAGAGAGACAGAGGAGGACGAGCGAAGGCGGAGAGUCGAGUCUUACGUCAAGUCCAGCAAUCUGUCUCUGGAUUCAGGACUCCACCGGGAUCAGAGUUCUCCUCCUCGCUCCGUCAGCUCCGGCCCGACGGCUGAGGCGUUUGGAGACGCGUGGAGGCGCGGAUCUCGCAGGGAGAUUCACAGAGAUAAAGACCUGAGAGAGAGAAUCCCUGAGGGAGAGGAGGGAGACUCGCAGGAGUUAUCCGAGGCGCUCUCCAACUACUUCCAGUGCAGCAACAGUGGCCUGACCCCCAAGCAGAACCCCAACGCUAUUAUCAUACACACACGCAGACAGAUCAUCUGAUGGAGGACUGGACUGAUACACACACACACACACACACACACGCAGAAGCAUCAUCUGAUGGAGGACUGGACUGAUACA